Colletotrichum orchidophilum is the source of this 408-nucleotide messenger RNA. RefSeq lists its product as uncharacterized. The record is from RefSeq and is a predicted model, not a curated record. The coding region runs from base 1 to 408 and encodes 135 amino acids. The transcript has 4 exons. NCBI's taxonomy places the organism in Eukaryota, Fungi, Ascomycota, Sordariomycetes, Glomerellales, Glomerellaceae.
AUGUCGUUACAAGAGCGCGACAAACGGAGGAAGCAGAACACCAACAGGACCAGCAUCGGUCCCGAGUCGGAGCUGACGGCAAGCAUUGAACUCCACAGCACCAUACUCGGGAGCAGCUGCCCAUUAACCCGCGGAAUCCCCCAUCAAAAGGACCCCUUCCUUACCCGCGGGUGGCCUAACAUCCGGCACAUCCGUAGACAAAGACCCAUCGCAUGCUAUAAGCUUUCCAUGACGGGUGCUGCUGGUCUCGAGCCUGCCAGAGCCGUUCAAGUCCGGGCAACCAUGCUGUACAUGUGUCCUACAUUAGCUCAUCGUCUGUACGGCGAGCUCGCGAUUUUGAGAGAAUCCACUGCUCGCCCUCUAGUACUUUACAUCUUCGAAGAGCACCGAGUCGGUUCCGAAGGCUAG